CAACGUGAUUGGCCGAACCGUCAUCCAUCGUAAUUUACUACCAAAAUACCGCCAGAGGUGGAUCACACUUCUCGCGCUGCCUGCUUGACAGCUGAAACGUUAGACAUGCAAUUCGACCUAAAAUGACAACAAUCUACACUUUUGUGUUUUCGGGAGUGGAUAUUAUAUGUGACUUGUAUUGUAGGAAUGUGAAAACGAAGGAUUUACUUCACCCACCUUGUGUCGUCGUUCAAAGGGGUCGGCCAGUGUGCCGAGCGUUUGAACUUUAGUCACUUGCUAAAAACAUGACAGAAAAUCACGAGAGGAAAGAUGACAACACUAGUGUCCGAGUUGCAAUUAGAGUUCGGCCCCAGAAUGCCAAGGAGCGGAUCGACAUCUGCCAGGUGUGCACCACCGUGCCCAGUAACGAGCCACAGGUACUGCUGGGGAAGGACAAGUCCUUCACCUUCGACCAUGUGUACGACAUGGGCACGGUGCAGGAGACCAUCUACGACACCUGUGUCAGGCACCUCAUUGAUGGAUGCUUUGAUGGCUACAAUGCCACAGUGUUCGCUUAUGGACAGACUGGAUCUGGUAAAACAUACACCAUGGGAACAGGAUUUGACGUAAACACUGACCAAUCGGAAGUAGGCAUUAUACCCCGAGCUGUUGAUCAUCUUUUUCAAGGAAUUGAAUCAAGACGCAAGGAGGCUUUGGCCAAUGAUGAACCUCCCCCUGACUUUAGAGUCAACGCACAGUUCAUGGAGUUGUACAAUGAGGAAAUCCUGGAUUUACUUGACACAACAAGGGACCCAGAAUCAAGGGGCCGCAAGUCUCACAUCAAGAUCCACGAGGAUGCAGCUGGAGGAAUCUACGUUGUUGGGGUCACAACUCGCACUGUCGUGUCGCUAGAAGAUACUAUGAAGUGUCUCAACAUUGGUGCCCUGUCUAGAGCCACGGCCAGCACCAACAUGAAUGUCCAGUCAUCACGCUCCCACGCCAUCUUCACUUUGCACAUCAAGCAGCACAGAAUGGUCAAGGAGGAGCCCCUGCUGGAUGAGGGCAAGGACACAGACUCCACACAGUCCAUCAAUGAGUUUGAGACCCUGACAGCCAAGUUCCACUUUGUUGAUCUGGCCGGGUCAGAGAGGUUGAAGCGAACUGGCGCUACAGGGGAAAGAGCCAAGGAAGGCAUAUCCAUCAACUGUGGCCUGCUUGCGUUAGGUAAUGUGAUAUCAGCAUUAGGAGACAAGUUAAAGAAAGGUUCACAUGUUCCCUACCGGGACUCGAAGCUGACAAGACUGUUACAAGACUCGCUUGGUGGUAACAGUCGCACUCUGAUGAUUGCUUGUAUUUCUCCGUCUGACCGUGAUUUCAUGGAGACUCUCAACACACUGAAGUAUGCUAACCGUGCCAAGAACAUCAAGAACAAGGUGAUCGCCAACCAGGACAAGGCCAGCAAACAGAUGGCCGCUCUGCGGGCAGAGAUAGCCAUGCUACAGCAGGAACUUGUCGACUACAAGGCGGGCAAGCUUGUUGUUACUGAUGGUGUGGCAAGCAUGAGUGACAUGCACCAUGAGAACAACAUGCUGCUGAUGGAGAACGACAAGCUGCGUCAGAGAGUGAAGGCUCUUAACGACACAGUGGAGACACUGAAGGCUAGGAACUCUCAAUUACUGGCAGAGAAGGCUGUUCUUUCUGUUACAGGUGCUAAUGGAGAGGCAUCGAAUGAGGCAGUGACGAACUUGAUUACUGGUUAUGUGAAAGAACUUGAGGAUCUGAGGGCCAAACUGGCAGAGUCAGCGUCUAUGGUUACGCAGGCCCAGAAAUAUUCUGCACGUAGUCCCUCUCGACUGAUGGUCAGUCCAAUGUCGACCUCAUUCCCGCCCUCUGGGGGUUUCGACUACCCCCUAUCCCCGGACAACAGUGUCAUGUCGCUCAUUGAGGAGGCCAAGAAGGAUGUCAAGAAGCUCAAGAAAGUCAAGAGGUCCAAGUCAAGGCAAUCAAAUCAGGGAAGUGAUAAGGAGAAUGAGGGUGAAGAAGGAGGGGGCGAGAGGCCAGCAACGGAGGACUUGGAGGAGAAUAGGGAGGAGGCAGGGGAGGUGGAGCAUGAAGAGAGUCAGGAGAAGUCGGAGGAUGAGGAGGAUGACGAGGAAGAUAUUGAAGACGGUAACGAAGAAGACACAACAGAGGAUGAAGUAAGCUCUUCUGAAUCCGACUCCGAUGAUGAUAAAGUUGAACUAUUCCUGGAUUAUGGUCGCUUCUGGUCAGACUCUGACCACAUCCAUGAGGACCUGGCUGAGCUGACGUGUGAGAUCACCAUCAAGCAGCGCCUGAUUGAGGAGCUGGAGCACAGUCAGAAGAAGGUCCACGCCAUCAAGCAGCAGUAUGAGGAGAAGGUUAUACAGCUGCAGCAUCGCAUCAAGGAGACGGAAAUAGAGAGGGACAAGGUCCUAGCCAACGUUGGUCAACUUGAGUCUGAGUCGAAUGACAAGCAGAAGAAGGUGAAGGAUGAGUUUGCCAAGAAGCUGACAGACCUGCAGCUGGAGCUGAAGAAGAUGCAGGCAGCCAAGAGGGAACAUGCCAAGAUGGUGCGCAACCAGAGUCACUUUGAGAAGCAGCUCAAGACACUGCAGCAUGAGAUGCAGGAGAUGAAGAAGACUAAGGUGCGACUGAUGAAGCAGAUAAAGGAGGAUGGUGAGAAGAACAAGCAGAGUGAGACGCGCAGGAACAAAGAGAUCGCUCAGAUGAGACGUGAGUUUACUCGAAAGGAGAACCGGAUUCGCAACUUGGAGCGAGAAAAGAACCAGAAGGAGCAAGUGUUGCGGCGGAAGCAGGAGGAGGUGGAGGCACUGCGGAAACGUCAGAAACCCCUGUCCUCCCGUGCUGCUGGGCGCAUCGGCAAAUACGAAAAAGCACCAACCAUUCCAAUAGACCCUAUCUCUACCUCAUCACCACGGAGACGAAGAAGAAAUGAGUUCUCUCCAAAAGCUGCCAAACAAAAGUGGGACAUUAUAGAGAAGAAUGUUGGAUCUGUGAUAACGAGACGUCAGACGAUAUCUCACAUGGAGAAGGACAUGGAUGUGUGGCUGAAGCAAAGGGAGAAGUUGAGCAAGAAGCUGGAGAAGUUUGUCAAGAAGAGAGAUUCCUACAUUGCACUUCAGAGGAAUGUUGAUAUUAUCCGGGACAUGGGUGACCAGAUCCAGAGUCUGAAGAACCAGAUUGAGUAUGUCCAGGACAACAUCAACGAGUGUCAGACCAACAUCAUGCAGAUGGAGGAAGCCAAGGAGGAGACAGAGAACCUGGAUGUUGGUGCUGUCAUCUCCACGGUGACACUGGAGGAGGCAAAAUAUCUUUUGGACCACUUCCUGCAGCUUUCAAUCAACAAGGGCAUGGCUCUAGCUCUCAAGGAUUCCGAGUCCAAGGAGUUGCUAGCCAAGCUGCAUCAGACAGAACUGAACAACACCCUGCAACAGGAUCUGCUGAAACACAUGAUGAUUGACCAUGUGGACAUAGAGGUGGACAAUCUGAUGUCCAACAAUGACGAACUCGAUGAGUUCGACAUUGAAAGCUGCACAACAUCAGCAUCCUCUUCCCCUGCAGAGAGCAUGUUAGAGGCACCUCUGCCCCCUGUGUUUGUCGGACCUCCAUCAGCAGGAGAUGUAGCCAAUAAGAAAGAAAAGCUGUUUUUUCGUCUCUUUGGGGCUCGUCGUAAGACCGCCACACCAGAAGAUCUACUGUAUGCUGGGGGUCCUCAGGAAGGUUGUCCGCCUCUGCUUCCUGUUCUAGAGUCUCCGGAUGAGGACAAGGAGAUCCUCUACCCGGUCAAGGAGGAACUGGAGGGCAUGUCGGUCAAUGGGACAGAUACCAUCUUGAUGCCCCCUCCCAAGUCUCAGAUCUUGAAGCCGAAUAGCUCAAUACCCAGGCCCAUGAGUGGCAAGCGCCCCGAUUCAGGUCCGUCACCCAGCCUGAGACGGAAGGAGUUUAAGCGUAACAGCCCAGAACCCUCCCCCGUGAUGAGGAGGAAGAACUACUCCGACCGUUACGGGAGUCGAUCUAGUUCAAUAGAUACUUCCUCAGACACCACCCCACCCACGUCUCCUCCCGCACUCCGCCGGUCAGGACGAAACAGUGAUGAAAAUGUCUUCUCUCGUCUUACAAGCAAUCCCCAGAGUACUAGUCCCAACCCUAACAGAGGAAGCAUUGUCUCUGUCAGUGGACGACCCUCAAGUGGAAGGUCAUCACCUUUGACCUGCACACACACCGCUGAAGGUCACACAAAGGCAGUCCUUGCAGUGCAUGCCACCGAUGAUCUCUUGUUUACUGGCAGUAAAGAUCGUACUGCCAAGACGUGGGAUCUGGCCACUGGCAAGGAGAUCCUGGCAUACACCGGCCACCCCAACAAUGUGGGGAAGGUGAAGUACUGUGAGGCUACCAAGCUCACCUUCACCGUGUCCCAGUCCUUCAUCAAGGUGUGGGACAUCCGGAGCAAGUCUGCACAGUGCAUCAAGACACUAGGGUCAUCUGGACUGAGUGUGACUGGUCCAGCCAAUCAGACCUACCAGUCCCGCCAGACUGACCUGGCCCCUGGUGAACAUCACAUCAACGACAUCGCCCUCGGUAGUGACGGCGUCACGCUGUACUGUGCUACAGGAAAUAUAGUCCGAGUCUGGGAUCUCAGGAGAUACAGUGCAGUGGGAAAGCUGAGUGGUGGCCAUCAGGCUGCUGUCAUGGUGCUGGCUGUAGAUGCAAGUACGGACUCCAGCACUGUUAUCACAGGAUCCAAGGACCACUAUAUUAAGGUGUUUGAGGUGCUGGACGAGGCUGCAGGUGUGUUCACCCCCAAGUACAACUUGGAGCCCCCUCACUAUGAUGGAAUACAGUCUCUAGCUCUCCAUGGCAGCAUGCUGUUCAGUGGCUCCCGGGACACUUGUAUCAAGAAGUGGGAUCUCAAGGACCAGCAGCUGAAACAGUCAAUGAAUGCUGCACACAAGGACUGGGUGUGUGCACUGGACUUCAUGCCAGGAGGCAACUUCCUGUUGAGUGCAUGUAGAGGGGGCACCCUCAAGCUCUGGCAGAUGGACUCUUGUGCUCAGAUUGCUGAGAUCAAGGCGCAUUCCAGCCCCAUCAAUGCCAUUGCUACCAAUUCCACCUCCAUCUUUACUGCAUCCAAUGAGCCUGUGGUGAAAAUAUGGCAACUUCGAAGAACUAACAGUCUGCGAAUCUUUAACCGGGAGUGGUUCAUCUAACAUGACUAACACUGACCAAUAUUUGUCAUCAUCAUUACAUACUCCAGCAACAAUUCUCACCAGUUGUUGGAUGGCUAUAUGCAUUCUGCUGUCCAUUAUGAGGACGAGAUUACGUACACUCAAUUACUCCUAAUUCCACCAGAAAACAUGUCAAACUUACGACCAGCAAGUAGAUAGAAGUUCUGUUAGUUAAUGUCAAAACCUUUACUGGCAUUUAUGGCUACAUCACUUUAAUUCUGUGUUGCAAAGCAAAUUGAUGGCAAGACUAUAGACUGAAUAAUGUAGAAAUCCAUUGACAAAUGGAAGCUAUGUAUGAAAUCAUCGACAGUUCUUACAAAUUCAAAAGAUACGCACAGCCACUUAGUGGGUCACUGUGACGACUAUUUUGGUCCUGUUAAGUUGGGAUGUUUUGCUUUGAAGAAAUGAAUCUACCAAUGUGCUUCUCAUUGUCAUAGCUGGGUGAAUAUUAGAUACUAGGUCAGACCACAGUGAUUUAGGUACUCUUUGUACUGAGACAUCAGGCCUGUAGCUACACACAGCAGGACAGCUUUUCAUGCCUGCUAGGAAAACCGUAGGUGAAAAGUCUGACUCUUUGGCAGCACAGUUUCUCACUGUUUGAAGAAUUGCAGGCUGUCCACACACAAAAUAUAUUAGGGUCAGUGCACAAGAAUCCAGUAUUCAAACAGCUUUUCGCCUUAGAAAACUUAACAGAUCUAGAACGGUUUCAAAUUAUUUUUUGAACUGUAAGUAUUUCUGUUGAGGUGUAGCUUCCUUUUGUCGAGUUUGUAGUGACUUCAAGGGCUUUCAUAUCAUCCAUUGUAACCAUGGUUACUCAUUGUACAUCACCCGUCAUCAUUCAUCAGAAAUGAUCAUCUUGCUGACAUGUCAGUUAUCUCCCCUAGAUUUUGUGGACUAUAAAAUUUAUGAGAGAGUGUAGAGUUGUCAACUUGACAAUCAAUACACUUCAUGCAACAUGUUGAAUCAUGCUGUUAUUGUAAAAAUAUUCAACCUUAUUUGUUUGCAUUUAAUAAAGGGGAAAUAUUAGUUGUGAAUUAAAGGACCAAACUAUCACAAUAUGUUGUGAGACUGAUGAGAUUAUAUGUAUGCUAAACAUUGCCGUUCAUUGUACAUAAGCUGUUAUGUAUUAGAAAGAGAAUAAUGAAUUUAUUUUGCAAUAUUUGUUGGUUGCUGGUCAUAAUGAGUGCCAAAUAUGUUUUACCUAUUAACAGCGGUAUAUUUCCCAGAAUGAUAAACAAAGGCAGGUUUCUCUUGACCAAAGUCACCAGGACCAUUUUCCACAAAGUGAUUAUAUUGCUACAACUAUUGUAUGUCUGUUACAAUAUAGGAAUUAUGACUGUCGUUGUGCUAAGAUUGCUUUGUGAAACUGGGCCUUUCGUACCAAAACAUCACAAUUACUACAUCCUCAGGGCUUUGAAAAAAUAUGAAUCUUAUUUGUUGGCUUAUGUCUGUAUUCAAAGUUAACUUUGCUACUGUAACUGGUUACAGUGGAAGUUUGCUGAACGUAUCAAGUAUGAAGUUGUAAAGGCACAUAAAUACACUGAUUCUCACAAUAAGCUACAACUAACGUACUUAAUACUUGCCUUUGCUCAAUGACAAGAGAUGCAUUAACACUUUGUUUGUACUCUUGUUAUAUAUGUCAAUUGUUAUAUUGUUACGAUGCUUUUACUAAUGCCAUCCUCAGUAAUCAAGGCUACAUUUCACCGCCUCUCUUGCUGUAUCCUAUCAAGUUACAUACGAUGCAUCGGCAUGGGACAAAGUAGCAAUUAAUCGACAGAGAAUCUCUUGGAAACUGAGAAAUAUGACCCUGAUUGUUGAGGAUGAUACAAGCUUGAUAACGUGUGCUUGUUGAAUUGAAUAUUGUAAAAAUGUAACCAGUUUUGAAAGCUUGACAUAUAUGAGUUUGAUAAUAACUGAUUGAUCUUUACAGACUUGUUGACAAGAAAUAUAUAUUUUGCUAAAUGAAAUGAUACUUUGCCAAGCGAGUGAGUUCUAUAUAUUAACUAUAUAUUAAUGUGUUGGUGGUAUACAGUCAAUAUAUUACACAGUUUCUUGAGGAGCUUUACAUAAUUAUAUGUGUUGGUCAAAUUCUUUAUGUCAUCUUUAGCCACAUAUUCUCCACUGAAUGUUCCUCCUUUUCAUGUGGUUUAUGAUCAGCUGGGCUUAUUAGCCCAACACAAAAUUUGCUUGACAUGGACCUUCUUUUGAUUCAUCAGAACUUUAUAUGUUCACUUAUAGUUUUAGUUUAUUGAUUCAGACACCGAAGCACAACUAAAAGUUGUUGUCGUAUUAGAGAUUGACAUUCCUUGAUGUACUGAUAAAUGUACAGCAGAUAUAUACUAUAGCUGAUAUUGUCACUCUUGAUCGGUUUAACAUCAACAUGUAACAGGAUCGGGUGGUCAGGCUUGCUGACUUGGUUGAUGCAUGUGAUUGAUCCAAAUUGCAUGGAUCGAUGCUCAUGAUGUCAAUCACUGGAUUGUCUGGUACAGGCUCGAUUAUUUACAGUCAUAUAGCUGGAAUAUUGCUGAGUGUGGCGUUUAACAACAAACAAACAAACAAAAUGUCAAAAUGUACCCUGGGUACAAACUGAUAUAUCGAGAACUAGGGCCAGUCAGUAGUUUAUCAGUUUAUAGAACACAGUUCUGUAUCUAUAUUGUUGUGCAGUUUGUUGAAACAUUCUAUUUAUUAACAUUCAUUGGUACGCCUUAAACCUAUUCCUGGGAACAACUCGAUUAUCAAUGUACCCAGGGCACAUUUUGAUGGUAAACUGAGAGUGACACCCUGUUAGCCUGUAAGCUGUGCAGGCUAUUCAUGUACAAUGUGAUUUUUGGUUUGAUUUUGAAUUCAACUAUAGGUAGUGUCACCCAAGGUAAUGCUCAGCUUGUCUCGCACAGUUGUCCAUGGCAGUACUUUUAUAUCCCUGGGAUGUUCCGUACCUCUUGUAUUACUUAGAAACAGUUUGCUUAGGUUCUGUUUGUCAAAAUCAACUAAUUAUUUGAUAACUUGGUUGAGCUGGCUCAAACCCCAUACUCGUUGUGGUGGCUCUGUUGUUGAUGCUCUUGCUUGCCAUGUGCAUGACCAGGUUUGAUUCUUCAUUGGAGCUAUGUACAGUCUUUGUGCAGUCUUUGUAAGACCAUUGUUCUUAUGGCUACAGAAUUGCUUGAAAGUGUCAGGACCCUAUAGGUCACUUAUUCAUCAAAAGUCACACUGUAUAAUAAUUUGUUUUCUCAUUGACAUUCCAUUAUGUUUUCUAUCUCCUCUGUCUAAUCCUGUGCAUCAUCAUAAGUUUAAUGUAUCAAUCGAUUUGUCUUACCUGCAUGUCUCAAUGUCAAAGCUUGCAGUCUGAACAACACCUUCAAUCGCAUGCUUCUCACCCUAACACCAACCUAACCCUUUCCUAAUUUUACUUUCUCUUUGUUCACAGAAAGCUGCAUUGUUUUUUUUGACAUAUUUUCUCUUUCUUGAAUUUGUUGUUUUUGGCUUGUUUUUUUCUUUUCUUUCAUUUGCAAGCUGUAUUGUUCUUUUUUGCUUGGCUACAUUGAUUCUUUCCCUGAUUUUAGUGACAACACGGUAGCAUUCUGGAAACACAGAACCACCACCGACUCCUCCGAUAUCUCAGACUUUGGAGAUGAACAACAAGGGGUCACUUCUUGAGGUUAAGCACUUGACCUAGAUCCAUAAAUUGAUGAUACUCAAGCAAGAA
Messenger RNA from Haliotis rufescens (red abalone), 8949 nucleotides. RefSeq names its product kinesin-like protein KIF21A. Gene Ontology annotation, molecular function: microtubule motor activity; ATP binding; microtubule binding. NCBI's taxonomy places the organism in Eukaryota, Metazoa, Mollusca, Gastropoda, Lepetellida, Haliotidae. The transcript is spliced from 38 exons. Gene Ontology annotation, biological process: microtubule-based movement; mitotic spindle organization. The record is from RefSeq and is a predicted model, not a curated record. The coding region runs from base 285 to 5228 and encodes 1647 amino acids.